Molecule: messenger RNA, 965 nt
Organism: Drosophila nasuta
Lineage: Eukaryota; Metazoa; Arthropoda; Insecta; Diptera; Drosophilidae
Product: NCK-interacting protein with SH3 domain-like
Exons: 3
Coding region: 1-498 (165 amino acids)
Biological process (GO): endocytosis
Molecular function (GO): Arp2/3 complex binding
Source: RefSeq, a predicted model, not a curated record
AUGGUGAUCGCUCUGAUACUGGCAUUCAAUCAGCAGUUUAGCGAGCAUGCGGUGAAUGUGAUCAUCGAAGCCAUGCAGAAUCGGCCCACAGCCAAAGUGUUCACCGAGAAGCUCUUGUUGCUGCUCAAUCGAGAAGAUGAUCCAACGCGACUGCUGAAGCAUCACAAUGAGCACAUGAACACGGUGCUGCGCAUGUUUAUUGACAUCUUCAGUCAUCCGGAUACGGCUGGCAUGUUUUAUACAAACCAUAUCAAUGACCUCAUCGAUAUUGUGGUGCGUCAACUUUCCGAUCUGGAUGCGGGCAAUGUGUUAAUUACGUCCGUGCUAUUUGGAGCUGUGUCGUCGCAUUUUGCGCAACACAAACUAUCAGGACCAUCAGCAUCGCAAGCACGAUCUCAUGAAGAUCUUUAUGCGCAUCUUUUGCGAGGAGACCGAAUGCAGUGCAUCCGAUCAGCAGUUAGUGCGCGAAAUCGCCAACGAAUUUCCCCAAUUGUUUAAAGACAGAAUCUAGAAUUGCAAACACAAAAACACAACUCCUAAAACCAACUAAAACCAAAAUAAAUACCAAUCUAAAGCGUUGCUAGUGAGGCUACUAAAGCGAGCCAACCAAAAAUAUUUUCAAUUUUAAAUUGUAUAGUUUACAAAACUGAGAAAUCAACAGCAGCUAAAUAACUUUUCGGAUAGCCUUAAAAAAAUGAAUCAACUGCUCGCUAUCUCUAUCUAAUCAAAUCAAUAACAAGAAAUGAAAAUGCAAAACAAACAAACUUUUCGACAAAUGCAAUUUUAUAUAAUAUGUGUUUAUUAAUUUGUAAGACGUUUUUAAUUGAUAUUAAAGUUUAUAAACAUAUUAAGUUUAUUGUUAAACGAUAAAACAAAAAAUCCCCAAAAAAAAAAAUAAUUGUUAAAUUGAAUUGAAACAGAAAAACACAAAACAAAAAAAUGUACAAAAGAAUUUUUAACAACAA